Messenger RNA from Ficedula albicollis (Collared flycatcher), 2141 nucleotides. RefSeq names its product unc-119 lipid binding chaperone (gene UNC119). Bases 1 to 672 code for a protein of 223 amino acids. Gene Ontology annotation, biological process: negative regulation of clathrin-dependent endocytosis; mitotic cytokinesis; positive regulation of protein tyrosine kinase activity. The record is from RefSeq and is a predicted model, not a curated record. Gene Ontology annotation, cellular component: intercellular bridge; centrosome; spindle pole. The transcript is spliced from 6 exons. Gene Ontology annotation, molecular function: lipid binding. NCBI's taxonomy places the organism in Eukaryota, Metazoa, Chordata, Aves, Passeriformes, Muscicapidae.
AUGGGUGCAGAGCCCACCUUAGCGAGCUCCAUCUCCUCCUCCACUGUGUGCCAGUCCGCUUGGGGCGGGCGUGCCCGUGUCCUGUGCCAGGUGUGGGGGCUGCCCCCACCUCACCUGCAGGAUGGGAAAUCUAGCACCCCCGGUGUCGAGGGCAUCUUGGAGGUGGUGGAUUAUUUGUGCACUCCAGAGGAAAAUGUUUACAAGAUAGACUUCACCAGGUUCAAAAUCCGGGACAUGGAAUCUGGCACAGUCUUGUUUGAAAUCACCAAGCCAGCAGCUUCAGAACGGGAGCACAAUGACAGGAAGGAUGUGGACCCCAACGCCGGGCGCUUCGUGCGCUAUCAGUUCACCCCCGCCUUCCUCAGGCUGCGGCAAGUGGGAGCCACGGUGGAAUUCACAGUAGGGGACAAACCCAUUAAUAAUUUCCGUAUGAUUGAGAGGCACUACUUCCGUGACCAACUGCUGAAAAGUUUUGAUUUUGAAUUUGGCUUCUGCAUCCCCAGCAGUAAAAAUACUUGUGAGCACAUCUACGAAUUCCCCCAGCUCUCAGAGGAUCUCAUUCGAGAGAUGAUCCUGCACCCCUACGAGACACAGUCGGACAGUUUCUACUUUGUGGACAACAAGCUGGUGAUGCACAACAAGGCAGAUUAUUCCUACAGUGGAGGACCUUGAGCUGGGCUGGCCUCCCCUUCCCUCUGGAAAUCGUCAGGGAUCCCAUAAAAACCUCCUGCUCUGCUGCUCAACGUCACCUGGACAAGGAUCCACCAACCAAGGACUCUUUGCCACAGUAGGAGUUUCAUGACAUCUCUUUUGAGCUUUUUGAAGCAGACCCAGUUCUUCAGAAGUUUUGAGCUAAAAUCAUCUUUGGAUACCACUUCCCUAAGUUCAUUAAGUGUCUGCUUUGAAAAUGGCCUUGUGGGACCUGAGGGGUUUUGCCCUAAUUCUGUGAAUUUAUGUUCCUGCCCUCGAGUAUCUUUUAGGAUUGCUUUCCCAAAGAAUGUGAUCAGAGAAACCAUGGGAGUGGAUGGAUGCAGAGGCAGAGGUUUGGGUGGUUGUUUCUCUUUGUGAAUGCUUCAAAGGCCAAUUUAACUUGUCCAGCCUGUUGAAAAUAUCGAGCAAAACAUCUCACCAAGGCAAGUUUCAUCUUUAGAUUGGCUCUCCAUGAGUGUUUCAUCCUUUAGUUUCCAUCCUCCUGUGUAAUGUUCUGUUUAACCUUGGGAACACCAACACCUGCAAUGAGGAGCAGUAGCUCAGUGACAGAGCUGUGUAAAUUGGGUGUUUUACAUUUACAUUCCUUUUACAUUUCAGCUGAAGGUAAAAUGGCAUUGUGGGUCUGUGAACCUCCAUAAGUACAUUCCAUUAAUUACAGUUUUUUGCAGAAUAAUCAGGAAAAGCAGAAGGGGUUUAUCUUUAUUUAACAUUUUUGCUUUAUUAAACGUUCAGCCUUUUCAUGCCACACAUUUCCCAUGUCUAAUUUCUUUCAUCUCUGCUCGAUACCAAGAUAAGGAUUUCAGCACUGCUUGUUAAAGCAACGUUUUAUUUGUCUAGGGCAGCUGGGGAGUGUGGAAUUUCCAAUUUUCUACUUGUAUCUGCAUUUAAGGGAGGUUAAGACAGUGUUUUCCCUUUGUUAAAAAUGUUUCUCAUCAGAUAUUAAUACAGGUGAAACUAAAUCUAAUAAUCUACAGCUUUAACACACAGCAAAAAAUUUAGCAAAAGUUCUCUCUUCAGACUCUGUGAGAAGUUUAACACCAAUUUAGCCCAAGAAAUAGCAACACCAAAAAUAAACUACUGUGGGCAGACCUGUUGUCAUGAAACCCUUACUCUGAAGGUCAGUUCACUGAUACUAAAAAAAAAAAAAAACAAAAAAAACCCAACAAAAGUAAAAGAGAGUUGCAGUCUGUAGAUAUUUCUAUAAAUACUUGAUGUCUCCCUGUCUAAUUCUGUGAGUUGAAGUGGAACACUCUGUGUUAGGAUAGGUGUAAUAAUUGUAAUAAUUUUUAUAAAAACACCAUUUCCAGUCGUGAUGAGCAUCUCUGUAGUCACAGCCUGUGUCAGACAGUACAACAAACAAUUCAAGUGUAGCCUAAGGACAGGGAGGUUUUUGUGCCCUUCUUGGGGCUGUGGUCACUUUUCAAUGUGUC